AUGUGGGCUGCCAUGGUGACCGGCUUGUCAAAUCCCACCCCCCUCCUCUGGUUGGUCCAACUUUUGUUGUGGCCACACCCCAGCGGACCUCAGCUGACAGCAGCCACGCCCCCGUGCCCCACCCCAUGCAGCUGCUCCAAUCAGGCGAGCCGGGUAAUCUGUACCAGGAGGGCAUUGGCUGAGGUGCCCGACAAUAUCUCGGAGAACACACGAUACCUCAACCUGCAGGAGAACACAAUCAAGAUAAUUAAGUCAGACACCUUCCGACACCUGCGGCACCUGGAGAUCCUGCAGCUCUCCAAGAACCACAUCCAGCAGAUCGAGGUGGGCGCCUUCAACGGCCUGCCCGCGCUCACCACCCUGGAGCUCUUCGACAACCGGCUCACGGUGGUGCCCUCGGGCGCCUUCGAGUACCUGAGCAAGCUGCGCGAGCUGUGGCUGCGCAACAACCCCAUCGAGACCAUCAACUCCAACGCCUUCGCCCGGGUGCCCUCGCUCCGGCGCCUGGACCUCGGCGAGCUCCGCAAGCUGGUCUACAUCUCGGACAUGGCGUUCGACGGGCUGGAGAACCUGCGCUUCCUCAACCUGGGCAUGUGCGAGCUGAAGGACGUGCCCAAGCUGACGGCGCUGGUGCGCCUGGAGGAGCUGGAGCUGUCGGGCAACCAGCUGGGCAUGCUGCGCCCGGGCUCCUUCCAGGGCCUGGUGUCGCUGCGCAAGCUGUGGCUGAUGCACUCGCGCGUCUCCGUGAUCGAGCGCAACGCCUUCGACGACCUGAAGAACCUGGAGGAGCUCAACCUGUCGCACAACUCGCUGCACUCGCUGCCGCACGACCUGUUCACGCCGCUGCAGAGGCUGGCGCGCGUGCACCUCAACCACAACCCGUGGGAGUGCAGCUGCGACAUCCUGUGGCUCAGCUGGUGGCUGAAGGAGGCGCUGCCCGACAACUCCACCUGCUGCGCCCGCUGCCACGCCCCGCCGCGCCUCAAGGGCCGCUACAUCGGCGACCUGGACCAGAGCCACUUCACCUGCUACGCGCCGGUCAUCGUGGAGCCGCCCACCGACCUGAACGUGACCGAGGGCAUGGCGGCCGAGCUCAAGUGCCGCACGGGCACCACCAUGACGUCGGUCAACUGGCUGAGCCCCAACGGCACGCUCAUGACGCACGGCGCGUACAAGGUGCGCAUCAACGUCCUGCACGACGGCACGCUCAACUUCACCAACGUCACCAUGCAGGACGCCGGGCCGUACACGUGCAUGGUGACCAACGCGGCGGGCAACACGUCCGCCACGGCGCUGCUCAACGUCUCCUCGGCCGCCGACCCCACCAGCAUCUACACCUACUUCACCACCGUCACCGUGGAGACGCUGGAGGUCAACGACUCGGCGCGCCAGUACGUCAACGAGUCGCUGAUCCCCGGCGGGACCAUGCCGGGGGCGCUGGGCGGCGAGGGGAACGAGAGGGCCGUCUACGGGACCGCGGCGCCCGACGGGCCCUCGCUGCCGCCGCUGUCGCCGCGCGACAAGGUCACGGAGAAGGCCUUCACCGUGUCCAUCACGGACGUGGCCAACCUCCACGGGCUGGACGACGUGAUGAAGACCACCAAGAUCAUCAUCGGCUGCUUCGUGGCCAUCACCUUCAUGGCGGCCGUCAUGCUGGUGGUCUUCUACAAGCUGCGCAAGCAGCACCAGCUCCACAAGCACCACGGCCCGGCGCGCGCCAUCGAGAUCAUCAACGUGGAGGACGAGCUGACCGCCGGGAACGCCAGCGGCAUCUCGGGCGGCUCCACGCUGCGCGGGAGCGCCGGCGGCGGCCUGUCGGCGGGCGUGGUCGGCGGCGGCUGCGUCGGCGGCAUGGUGGGCCACGAGCCCGAGAUCGUCACGCUGCCCAACAUCGGCCGCGCCGACCUCAACCACUACUACAAGAGCCACACGUUCAACAACAACGUCAUGGGCCUCAGCCUCGGCUCCAAGAGCAGCCCGCCCAGCCUGAGCCCCCCGGGGAAGAUGUGCCUGGACGGGCCGCUGGAGUCCAAAGCCAGCCCCCCCACCCUGUCCCUCCACAUGGGCCUGCACUCCUCGCUCAAGGCCCAGAACUCGCACAUGGAGCCGCUCCUGUUCAAGAACAGCUCCAAGGAGAACGUGCAGGAGACGCAGAUCUGA
Messenger RNA from Sardina pilchardus (European sardine), 2160 nucleotides. RefSeq names its product leucine-rich repeat-containing protein 4B-like. The transcript is spliced from 2 exons. Gene Ontology annotation, cellular component: postsynaptic density membrane; plasma membrane; glutamatergic synapse. Gene Ontology annotation, biological process: regulation of presynapse assembly; regulation of postsynaptic density assembly; positive regulation of synapse assembly. The record is from RefSeq and is a predicted model, not a curated record. Bases 1 to 2160 code for a protein of 719 amino acids. Gene Ontology annotation, molecular function: signaling receptor binding. Lineage: Eukaryota; Metazoa; Chordata; Actinopteri; Clupeiformes; Clupeidae.